ACACGUACCGCAGACGUCCCGCCGUCAGGCCCACCCAUCAAAACCUUCCGGGCUGUCUUUUUUGCGGUUAGCGGUGACAACUUGAACUCUGUUCGUACGGAAGGCCGGCAACGACAAGUACAUAAGGCGGGUCCUUGAGGACCCGUGCUUCCCCAAAGUAAGAGGAUGGCCCAUUUCUCUGGCGAGGACGAAGUGGUGAUGCAGACGAUGCUGAGGCAGUUGUUCCAGAGCGUAAAAGAGAAGAUCACGGGUGCCCCCUCUCUGGAGUGCGCCGAGGAAAUCCUCUUACAUCUGGAGGAAACUGAUGAAAAUUUUCACAACUAUGAAUUUGUGAAAUAUCUUAGACAGCAUAUAUAUAACACUUUGGGGUCCAUGAUUGAAGAAGAAAUGGAAAAAUGGAUGUCUAAUCAGAAUCAGGAUGAAGAAUCUGGCUAUGACACAGUUGUACAGCAUGUUACUAAAAGAACCCAGGAAUCUAAAGAAUACAAAGAAAUGAUGCAUUCCCUGAAGAACAUCAUGAUGGUAGUGGUGGAAUCUAUGAUUAACAAGUUUGAAGAAGAUGAGGUACGGAGUCAAGAGAGUCAGAAAAAAAUCCAGAAGGAGAAGAGCAACAGUUACUGCACAGACAAUUGCUCUGAUAGUGAUUCAUCUUUCAAUCAGAGUUACAAAUUUUGUCAAGGAAAAUUACAAUUGAUUUUAGACCAGUUGGAGCCUGGGCAACCUAAAGAGGUGAGAUAUGAAGCCUUGCAAAUGUUAUGUUCAGCUCCUCCAUCUGACGUACUGAAUUGUGAAAAUUGGACCACUCUCUGUGAAAAACUGACAAUGUCUCUUUCAGAUCCUGAUCCUGUGUUUAGUGACCGGAUUUUAAAAUUCUAUGCACAGACAUUUACUCUUUCACCAUUACAUAUGACCAAGGAAAUUUAUACAAGCUUAGCUAAAUAUUUGAAGUUAUACUUUCUUUCUAGAGAAAAUCAUAUUCCUACUCUGUCAACUGGUAUAGAUAUAAGUAAUCCUAAUGUGAUCUGCUUACUUAAAAAGGUUCGUCUUCUAAAUGAAUAUCAGAAAGAGGCUCCAUCUUUCUGGAUUCGUCACCCAGAAAAGUAUAUGGAAGAGAUUGUGGAGAAUACUUUGUCCUUAUUAUCCGUUAAACAUGAUCAGGGCCAUCUUGUCUCACAAAAGAUUUUGGAUCCAAUCUACUUUUUUGCAUUGGUUGAUACCAAAGCUGUGUGGUUCAAAAAGUGGAUGCAUGCAUAUUAUAGCAGAACUGCAGUACUAAGACUUCUUGAAAAGAAAUAUAAAUCUUUGAUAACUACAGCAGUUCAGCAGUGUGUUCAGUACUUUGAGUUGUGUGAGGCCAUGCAAAUCGAUGAAAUUUUGGGUCAUUCAAAGCAUUGUGGGAACAAACAGAAAACCUUCUACUAUUCAGGACAAGAAUUACAAUAUAUUUAUUUCAUUCACUCACUGUGCCUUUUAGGAAGAUUAUUGAUUUAUACACAAGGCAGACGGCUAUUUCCUAUAAAGCUGAAGAAUAGAAAAGAUUUAGUAUCCCUUACAGAUCUUGUGGUUUUGUUUACCCAACUUAUCUAUUACUCACCAAGUUGUCCAAAGAUGACAUCUGCUGCACAUCUAGAUAAUUACUCUCCUGCAAGUAUGGUGACUGAAGUUCUUCAGAUACUCUGUGAUCAGAAAGAAUGUGCAGUUGAAUGCUUGUAUAACAACACUGUGGUUGAGGCACUUCUUCAGCCUAUUCAUAACUUAAUGAAAGGAACUAAGACUGCUCCAAAUUGCUCUGAAACCGCUUUAAUUCACAUAGCUGAUAUAUUGGCAAGAAUAGCGUCUAUAGAAGAAGGACUUACCUUACUUCUUUAUGGAGAAAAUAUGAACUCUUCUGGAGAAAAAAGUUCUACAGGUGCUCAUAUAAUUGCCCAGUUUUCGAAAAAACUUCUUGAUGAAGACAUUUCUAUUUUUUCUGGUUCGGAAAUGUUGCCUGUGGUUAAAGGAGCUUUUAUUUCUGUGUGUCGUCAAAUAUAUGGUACAUGUGAAGGCUUACAGGUGUUAAUUCCUUAUAGUUUGCAUGAGUCUAUAGCAAAAGCAUGGAAGAAGACAAGUUUGCAAUCAGAAAGAACUCCUACUCCAGUAAAGUGCUUGGAAUCUGUUUCUUCAGUAAGCCAGGAAUCCCAAAACCUUAUGGCUUGGGAAGAGAAUUUGUUAGAUGAUUUACUAAAUUUUGCUGCCACUCCCAAAGGACUACUAUUUCUUCAAAGAACAGGUGCCAUCAACGAAUGUCUGACAUUUAUGUUCAACCGAUACGCAAAAAAAUUACAGAUCAGCAGGCAUAAAAAGUUUGGCUAUGGAGUUUUGGUUACACAAGUGUCAUCAACAGCAGCAGGUGCAGUGGCACUACAAAGUUCAGGGUUUAUUAAUGCACUUAUAACUGAAUUAUGGGCCAAUCUGGAAUGUGGAAGAGAUGAUGUUAGAGUAACCCAUCCCAGAUCUACUCCAGUGGAUCCUAUUGACCGGAGCUGUCAAAAGUGUUUUCUAGGACUGGUGAACUUGUUACCUUAUCCUGCUGUUUAUGAGCUGGUAGGCAAUCGAGAGCUUCCUAAUAAAGCAGAAUAUUCUCUUCGUGAAGUCCCAACAUGUGUUAUUGAUAUUAUAGAUAGACUUAUACUUUUGAAUUCAGAAGCGAAGAUUCGUUCUUUAUUCAACUAUGAACAGUCACACAUCUUUGGUCUAAGGUUAUUAGGUGUGGUAUGCUGUGAUCUAGACACUCUUCUCCUAUUGGAAGCUCAGUAUCAAGUAUCUGAAGUGUUACUGAAUGCUCAAGAAGAAAAUAUCUUAGAGAACUCUGAAAGCCACAGGGAUUUUAUAAUUGAUGGCUUAUCUGUAGAGAGAAAUCAUGUUCUUGUUAGAAUAAAUUUGAUUGGUGGGCCUAUGGAACGAAUUCUGCCACCAAGGGUACUACAGAAGGGUGAUGAUCCGUAUCCUUGGCCAAUGUUUUCAUCAUAUCCUUUACCAAACUGCUACCUGUCAGAAGUUACAAAAAAUGCUGAUCUAAAACAAGACAAUGAUCUUGGCAAACUUUUAUUAUGCUUCAAAAUGUCUGACAAACAAACUGAGUGGAUAGAAAACUGCCGAAAACAGUUUUGCAAAAUGAUGAAGGCUAAACCUGAUAUAAUCAGUGGAAGUGCUUUACCAGAAUUGCUUGAAAAAUUUGUGCUUCAUCUCUCUGAAAGCCCAUCUGAAUGUUACUUCCCCUCAGUGGAAUAUACAGCUACUGAUGCAAAUGUGAAGAACGAAAGUCUUUCAUCUGUGCAGCAGCUUGGCAUUAAAAUGACUGUCAGGUAUGGCAAGUUCCUCAACCUGUUGAAAGACAGUGCAGAAAAUGAUCUUACGUUGGUUUUAAAGCACUGUGAGAGAUUCCUGAAACAGCAGCAAGUACCCAUAAAAUCUUCUCUUCUCUGCCUGCAGGGGAGUUAUGCUGGCCAUGACUGGUUUGUAUCUUCUUUGUUCAUGAUAAUGUGCGGGGACAAAGAGAAAACAUUCAGAUUUCUUCAUCAGUUCUCCAGGCUUCUGACCUCUGCUUUCCUUUGGUUGCCAAGACUACACAUUUCUAGGUACCUACCUGCUGACACUAUAGAAUCUGGCAUCCAUCCGAUAUACUUUUGCAGCACUCAUUAUAUUGAAAUGCUCCUGAAGGUGGAGGUGCCACUUGUGUUUUCAGCUUUUCACAUGUCUGGUUUUGCACCAUCCCAGAUAUGCCUACAGUGGAUAACUCAGUGUUUUUGGAAUUAUUUAGAUUGGAUAGAAAUCUGCCAUUAUAUUGCUACUUGUGUUUUCCUUGGUCCUGAUUACCAAGUGUAUAUCUGUAUAGCUAUAUUCAAACACUUACAACAAGACAUUCUGCAGCACACUCAGACUCAAGAUCUGCAGGUUUUCCUAAAAGAAGAAGCACUGCAUGGGUUUCGAGUGAGUGAUUACUUUGAAUACAUGGAGAUUUUGGAACAAAACUACCGACCAGUGGUGCUGAGGGACAUGCGCAAUGUUAGAGUGCAGAGCACAUAGAUGGUGGCAAAGACAGUUGAAUGCCACGUUUUAUUUCUGUUUAAAGGAAACAAUCGUUUUCUGUGUCUAUGACAGCAUAUGCUUUGUGAAUAUGUAUAUUGUGAAUCAAUGCUGAGACUUUUUGAAUAUAAUAAUAUAUUCAAGUAGAUAUAGCUCAGUUUGUCACAUGAAGUAAAUUCUUUUUUGUAAGUUUUUUGUUUUGCAAGGUGAUUUUAGAGUCAGAUCUAAUUUACUUCUAGUUCUUUGUAUUUAAAAGCUAGUCCCAACCUACAUCUCUUCCUUCACCAGAAGAUUAAAAUAUUUUUUCCAAUGAGUUUUAAAUGAAGUGGCAAUAUUAUAAAUAAUUGUUUGACUAGCCAGAGAGAGUCCAUAGAAACAAGGAAGACAGUUGUUUUCUUGAUAUCUUGUCUUCACAUAUAAAGGAAAAAUAGACAAAGCCACAACUAUUUAUUUAACAUGUGGGGGAAAUAAAUGAUAUUAAUCAUGGCAAAUGCUAAGAAAACUAUUGUCCUCAGACAUAAUUGUGUUUUUGGGAAUUGCUUGUGAUACCUAUAUCAAGUUAUAAUUUUUCAUGUGAGAUGUCUCUACAUGGUUCAUUUAAAAGAUAGAUUGGUUAUUUCAUACUGAUAAGCAUUUGUUACGCAUUUUUUUAGUGAUAAAUUUUAUUUGUACUGAACAUAACAUUAAGGAGAAUAAUUUCUAAAUUAUUUUCAAUGACUAACACGAUGUUUUAUUUAAAUGGAAGGCUUUGCUCCAAUGAGAUUAUUAAUACAAUAUGGAAAGGUCUAUUUUCCUCUAAUUGUCACAUUUAUUAUAUGAAAGAAUACACAAAAGUAUUUUUCAGUUAGCGAUUUUAACAAGUUUUUUUAAAAUUAUAGGUAGUAGUCAUUUUGUUUGCAUUGGUUAUAUUUAAAUAUAAAUCAACCAUUAAGACUAUUCUCAAGCUUUUUUUUUUAAACCGAAAAUGGCUCAUCCACAAAUCAUUUUUCCUUUUGUAUCAUGAAACAACCGGCACUGUACAGUUUUCAGUUUUAUGAUAUUUAGGAUAUUGCAUUAUCAACCUUCCAGAACUAGUUUUUAUGCUGUAAAUGCUAACAAUAGCUGCUCAGUAAUGGUGUUCCUAAAGGGCAUUGAAAAAGUUGAGAAAAGAAAAUUGAACAAGUUAACUUGACAUAUUACUCCCUUUAGCUGUGGUUGAUAGGAGUUAAGUAAGAGAGUUCUAGGUUACCCAAAAUACCAAGCUUUGUCUGCUUUCAAAGUUAAUUUUGAGAAACUGUUUCACAGAAUGUUUAUGGUUUCAUUUCUACCCACUCUGUUCCUGAGUUACUGUUACUGAUACUAAGAAAUUGCAGCUUUAUUUCUUUUUUAAAAAAUUCUUACAUGGUAAUUAGAAAUACAAAUGGAGAAGGAAUUAUGACUUAGUUGUAUAAUAUUCAUUGGUGAUUUUGAUUGGAAACUGAAGAUCUUGAUAAUUACAGUUACAUUUUAGAAAGGUGAACUCAGUUCCAACUGGAAAACUUUUGUUUUCAUUUGUUAAAGAAAUGUCUUAUGAACAAUGACCUACCAAUUCAGUGAAAUAAAAUGUAAAAUAUGUUAGUAUGUGUAGCUACCAUUGUAAAUUAUUUUUGUACCUAUUAGUUUAACAAUAUUCUUUAGAAUAGAAAUAAAUACUGCCCUGCCUUGUCCCUUUUUAAUUAUUUAAAGUAUAAGUCCUUAGGACAAACUUUAUUUCUCCUUUGUGAACAGGUACCUUGUACACUUACAAGAUUCAUAUUAAGAAACUAUAUUUUAUCAUACAAUGAAAACAAAUUUGUGAAAAAUGUAAGUGUUCAUAUAUAAAUCUUUGAAUAUCUGUUUCCAACAUUUCAUCUCUGUAGUUAUGCCUCCUUAUGAUACACAGGCUUCUGAGGAAUCUGUGAUGGUAAAAUAAAUCUCAGAAAUUAAUCUAAACAAAAUUCUACCCAAAUUUGUGAUUAUUAAAUUGUGGGUUCUAGUUUGAUUUUCCAGUUCCAAGAUAUUAAAGAAAUUCCUUCGGUUAUUCAUUGAAUACACAUGUUGAGGGUUGCGAGUAUAAUGAAAUAUUUUUAAUUUUUUUUUUAACAUUUGUUUUUGAGAGAGAGAGAGAGAGACCGUGAGCGGGGAAGCAGCAAAGGGACAAGGAGAAACAGAAUCUGAAGCAGGCCCUAGGCUCCAAGCUGUCAGCACAGAGCCCAACUCAGGGCUCAAGCUCAAGAAGCAUGAGAUCAAGACUUGAGCCGAAGUCAGAUGCUUAACUGAUUGAGACACCCAGGUGCCCCAAUGAAAUAUUUUUAAUAUUCAGGAUAGGAUAAAUGAACUAACAGCACCUCUACUCAGAGUCCACAGUCUUUAUGGAGAGAUGAAUAAUUUUAAGCUGAAAAUGCACUUUUAAAGAUAAGUAAGAAAUGACCUCUGGAUUUGGUGACUUUGAUAAGCAGUUUUGAUGGAGUAGUGAGGUUUGUUUGGAGUGGGUUUAAAUGAUGCUGAGAGGAAAGACUGGAGACUGGUCCUUCCAGGAGCACUGCUGAGCAGGGAAAGAGAAUAUGGAGGAGGCCGGGGGGUCAAAAGACUUUUUUAAGAUGGGAAAUGGAAGCAUUUUUAUAUGUGGGUGGAAAUGAUGCAGUAGAAAAAGAAAAACAUGCUGAAUUUCUCAUAGGAAUAAAAACUGCAACAGCCAUUUGGAAGUUUGGGGGUUUUGUUUUCUUUUUCUUUUUUAAAUGAAGUUAAGCACACACUUAACUAUGUGACUCAGCAAUAUUCCUUUUCGGUAUUCCUCCAAAGAAAAGGUGUGUCCAUACAAAGGCAUGCAUGAAUAAUAUAGCUUUUAUUCAUCAUAGUCCCAAACUGGAAACAACUCAGACCUCCACUGGUGAAUAAAGUAUAGUUCAUUCCAUAAAAUGGAACACAACUCAGCCUUGAAGAGUAUCCACCUACUGAUGCACACGAAAGGUUACAUGUAGGAUUCCAUGUGUAUGAAAUGGUAGAAAAGGCAUCUCUAUAGUGACAGGAUGUUAGUGGUUUCCAGAGGCCCAGGGCUGGGGGUGGGUAGGAAGAAAGGGGAUUUUCUGCAUAGAGCAGAGGGGCCUCUAUGUCAUGAUUGUAGUAAUAGCUACAUGACUAUAUUUUUAAAGUACUUUGAAAUUUAUGAAUUUUAUUAUAAAUUUCAUGUCAAUAAAUCUGUUUUUCAAAAGAUAAAUACUGCAGGGGUGCCUGGGUGGCUCCAUCGGUUAAGCGUCCGGCUUCGGCUCAAGUCAUGAUUUCACAGUCUGUGAGUUAGAGCCCCGUGUCGGGCUCUGUGCUGACAGCUCAGAGCCUGGAGUAUGCUUCAGAUUCUGUCUCCCUCUCUCUGCCCGUCCCCUGCUGUCUCUCUCUCAAAAAUAAAUAAACAUUAAAAAAAAUACUGCAAAGAGAAAUUGACAAAUCAUUUUAAUGGAAGAGUUUCAACAUUAGCAACUAUAGGUUACUUGUGGAUGCCUUAAACAAGCUGAGGAAGAUCCUUUCUAUUCCUAUUUUACUGAGAGUUACAGGAAUAGAAUUUCUGUUAGAAAAUAAUUUUAUCAAAUAUUUUAUAUGAAAGUAAUCUUUGAGUUUCCCCCUUUUUUGGUCUGUUGAUAUGGUAACUUGUCAAUAUUUUCUAAUGUUAAACCAACCUUGCAUUCCUAAGAUCAACUCUACUUGGUCAUAAUAUUUUAUCAUUUUUAUGUAUUGUCAGAUUUGAUUUGCCAAAAUUUUAUUAGGAAUUUUUAUGUCUGUGUUCUUAAGGGACAUUGGUCUAUAGUUUUUGUCUUCUGAUUUUGCUAUCAUCGUAAUACUAGCUUCAUAAAAUGAGAAGUGUUCAUCUAUUUUCUAGUAGCUUGUAUAUAGACGAUAUUAUAUUUUCUCCUUCAGUGUUUGGUAGAACUUCCCAGGGAAGCCUAAAAUUUUCUUUGUGAUAGGAGUUUUUACAAAAUGUUUAAUUUCUCUAAUAGGUACAUAGCUCUUCAAAAUAUCUAUUCUUUUUAAAUGUUUAUUUAUUUUGAGAGAGAGAGAACAUGUGCAUGAGCAGGUGAGGAGCAGAGAAAGAGGGAGAGAGAGAAUCCCAAGCAGGCUCUGCACUGUCAGCACAUGUGCAGCACAUCUGAGCAUGUGACCCUAGGAUCAUGACAUGAGCCAAAAUCAAGAGUUGGAAACUCAACCGGCUGAGCCACCCAGACGCCCCUACAUCACUUUGUCUUUAGUAUAAGAACCUUACUACAAUCAAUAAACCACAAAACUUUACUAAGUCACUCUAAUCCAAAGCAUUCCUCUUAAAUUAUAAAAGAUUUCUUAACCAUCCUCUUGUAAAUAAUUACAUAGUCUUACAUGCUAUUUCUUAUUAUUUUGAAUUGUUUAUUUUAACUCUGAUUAUUUAAUGCCAGCAUAUCAUUCAACAAAUGUAUCAGUAGUAAACACUUUUGUUUGGCAAUGUCAUCUCCCCAAAAUUAAGUUUGUUUCAAAAAGGGGCAAAGGUUAAUUCUUCUCUCUCAGAAAUUCUGGCCUAGUGCUAGGCACAAGAGCAGAAUAUCAGAUUAUUUGCUGAAUGAAAUAUCAUAGUUGUUUUGAAUUAUCACAGUGAUACAGAAGGAACAUAUUUUGAAACCUUAGACAACAUUUCCCCCUCAGCUCUUUUAAUAGGUAAAGCAAGGAGGAAAUAACAUAUUCUUGGUACAAAUAUUUUUUCUACUUACUGUUUGCUAUGGAAUGUAUUUUUAAUGAAAAUAAUAGUUUACUAAAUUCUAUUUAGCAAUGAUUAUAACUAAAAUGUGUAAGUUUUCCUUCUGUGUGUGUGUGAAUGCAUGUGUGAGUGUAUCAUUGCAUACUGGUAUUAUUUUGGCUAUAAUAUGCAUCUGAUAGGCUUGUGUGACAUAGUCUAGAAAUCUAACCAUUAUUUGGAAAUAUCUUUUUUAAAUAUACCAUGUAUGCUUUUAUUUAUAAAAACUGACAGGUAAAUUUGGUGUUUGGAUCUGUAUAGUCUGUCUUUCUAAAAACCAUCAGAUAGUCAUAUGUCCUAAAUGAUGUAGUUAUGAUGGCAGAAGACUUGAACAUCUUAUAUGUCAGGAUGUCUCCUAGCACAAUGAUGCUGAAUAUUUCUAAAUUAUUCUUGUUAAAACUGUCCUCACUAUUUCUUUAUUAUAUAUGAUGGUUUAGACAUGGGCCAAAAAACUAUACCCUCUUUCUGUUAAAGUUUUACUGGAACACUGCUCAUUUUUUUUGUGUAUUGUCUAUUGCUUUUUUACAGUGGUAGAGUUGAAUAGCUGUGACAGUAUGUGUGGUCCACAAAACUUAAAAUAUUUAUUAUCUAGCCCUUUAUAGGAAAUUUUUGCCAACUCUGGCUUAGAGUACUAAUUACAUAUAUGAGUCCAAAUCCACUUUGGAGUAAACUCUCUAGAUAUACAGAAGAUGCUAGAGGACAUCUAAUCCAAAACCUUUAAUUCACCAAUGAAGCUAUGACUCAAAGUAGAGAGGGGAUCCCUAGAUCAUAUAGAGGAGAAAUAUAAUGCAGUGGAUAAAAUUGAGAACUCAGCAGGCACACUGUCUGAAUUUAGAUCCUGGCUCUGUUAUCAAGUUAUUUAAUUCCUCUGUACUUCACUUUACUUCUUGGUAAAAUGAGCAUAAUAGUAGUAGCUAUGUCAUAGGAUUAUGAUCUAAUGCAUGUUUUUAACAACUCCUUAGCAAGACUUCAAUAAAUUAUAGCUAUUAGUAUUUGUUCUUGUUAGGCUAACUGGUGAUUGCAUAGCAUGGAACCUAGCCAUUGUGACUUCCAAAUUCAGACCUCUUUCAACUGCAUUAUUCAUUCAUUCAUUCAUUCAUUCAUUUAUUCAGUCACUCAGUAUAUCUUUAUUAAAUUCCUACUGUGGAUCAGACACUCAGGUGUGGUUAUAAUUUCUCUUUGAUUCAGACUUUUCCAAGAGUAACAGAUUAUAUUUUCCUAUUUUAUGGUUUCCUUACUGGUUAUAAAAUUAUAGAAAAAUACUGUACAAUCCAAUAUUAGACAUAUUUUUGUAGUUGAUUCAGUUUCCUCAUUUUUCCUUCCUGUUUUGACAGGUGAACUUUUUCAUACUUUAGAUUUUGUGAUAUAGACAGAUCAAUGUAUAAUAGGUUAGCAAUAUAUUUUUGAAUUGUUUUACAUUCUCGAGUGAUAAAUAAAAGGUUCUAUGUGACAAAAUUUUACCAAUAUGUUCUUUGUAGCAAAACUGACUUACCUGUUUUUUUCAGUAGAAUAUUAAGAGUUAUUACUUAAGUAAAUACAUUGGCACCUACUUAUCUAAUGAGUUUAAACAGGGUCAGGGCAGUUAGCCUCACAUAAACCUUGCAUUUUCAGCACUAGCAAUAUUUUAGCCUUUAAAAUCAGUUAACUUCCUUGGCAUGUUUCCCGCUCCAUAUUCUACUGUUGGCAAUAGGCCACCAUGAAUUGCUAAGCACCAUGGAAAUAAUUGGACUGUCAUGUUUGCUAAUAGAGUGCAUUUGAGAUACAUUGGGGGAGACAGUUAUUAAAAUGUUGGCUGUUAAAAUCUUAUCUAAUCCAGGGUUUAGAUGGCUUUGAUCUGCUAUGAGAAUAAGUAUCAUUUGUUCUUUGUUAAAUAACACAUUUAUAUUUAGCCUUUUCUUAAAAUGCUAAAGUUCAUCUUUUUAAAAGCAUCUCUAAAAUCCCUUCUCUCACAACAUCAAAUAUAAUUAACUACAGUUUCAUUAGAAAUCAUCAGAUAAUGGAAAUCAAAAUGCUUUGCUUUUUUGGUUAAAUGAUCUCCAUGUUAUGUCAACAUAACUGCCUACAUUUUCUUUUAACUUUCGUAAGAGCAUAUUUUUCAAAUUAAUAUUUUGCUUACUAUCAUGAAAUUAUUUUGGCCUGAAAAAAGUAUUAGAAUGGAUUAUGGGCACAGCAGAGACUGGUUAAUGUUCAACAAUGUUUCCUCUUCCUUGGCUAAGUAUAUUGCAGGGCAUUUAAUCAGCUUAACUAAUGAUAAGUGAGCAGGCCAAGGCAUAAAGUAGUAGAUGUGCCUUACCAAUGAGCUUUCUGUUCUCUUUCCUGGUGUCCCUGGAGCCUGGAUGCUUGAAUUUGUGAAAAGCAAAACCUCCCUACCAACCCACAUUGGACUGUGAGCUGAGGAAGAAAUCAGUCUUGCAUUACAUGACUGAAAUCAUGUGGCUGCUUAUAUAUAGCAUUAAGUACCCUGUGAAGUUUUCCCAUUUCUGUCCCCCUUUCUGAAUAAUUUUUGAUGUGCCUCGAUAGGCAUGUUCCUAAUUUCAUAGUAUUUUAUUAGAUCUCAUAUUGAGAAUCUAAGUAUAUUGUCUAGCACUAAUUCAAUUAAGAGAUUUUAUCAUGCACUUAAUUGAUAUGUUUAGCAAUUAGUAACACUGUUGGACACAAUAGGUAUCAUUUGACUAGCAGAUAUGUGUACUAUCAAGGAAAGCUUGUUUCUCUAGAUGAAGACCGGGACAUCUGAAGAUACCCAUUAGGGUACCAAUCUCAUCAGUGAGCUCAAAUUUGGUCACAGUUAUAUAUUUUGUAUAUUAUUCUAUAUGAUAAUUUUUAGCAUAUAUAACCUAAUUCUACCUUAAAUUUUGACACUUAGAGUGAUCUGUACAUUGGAAAGUAUUCCCAAGCUAUUGUAUACAAUAAACAUAAAACCUGCUGACUAGAAAAUUAAUAGAAAUGAGCAAAGGCACUUGAAUGUUCAAGUUGAAAGGAAGACAACACUAAUACACACAUAGGUAAGAUAAGAUUAGAUUAAAUUUCUGGCUUAUUUAGCCAAGGAUGUAAAAUAUUAGCAGAAGCAAAGAGGCCAUUUUGAACAGGAGCAGAUGGCUGCUUAUUUAGCAUUAGGUGCAAGGUUCUCCUGGCCCCUAAGUCAAUAACAAGGGAAGCUUAUCUUCCAGGGAAUCUGCAGUGUGGUGUAUGAUUCAAAAAAAGAUCAAUUUUUAUUUGUUACCAGUAUUUUAUUCUUGAAACUCAUCAUUCAGAAAGAGCAUGCUCAAACUAUUCAUGUUCCCCUGGUUAAAGAAAUGUUUACAGACUUUGGUUCUGCUGGUCCUUGACCAAAUGUUCAUCUUAAGGCUACAUCCCCACCUUGAGGAAGAAAGGUGAAUCAAGGCUCAGACACUUGAGCAGUAUCUCAGCCUUGGCUCAUUAGAAUUUCAGAAACCCCAAUUCUCUUGAAAGAGCUAAGUGCAGAAAACAAAAACAAAACAAA
This is a messenger RNA of Acinonyx jubatus (cheetah), 12293 nucleotides long. It is a transcript of the gene TBC1D32, whose product is annotated as TBC1 domain family member 32. Gene Ontology annotation, biological process: non-motile cilium assembly. The record is from RefSeq and is a predicted model, not a curated record. The transcript has 34 exons. NCBI's taxonomy places the organism in Eukaryota, Metazoa, Chordata, Mammalia, Carnivora, Felidae. Bases 166 to 4065 code for a protein of 1299 amino acids.